GAUCAUAGCGUUCUACCGCGCACGAUAAUAUUAUUUCGUAUUUUCCUCGACCUCGCGCGUUCGCCGCCGCCGCUGCAGUCGAUCGCCCCGCGCCGCACGCAUCGCAUUGUGUUUCACCAGUUGCCCUGCCGCCGAGUGUAAAAGUUCGGACAGUCACGUUUUUAAAAAUUUUCCCAAACAAUUUGGAUUUAAUUUUUAUGGUCGUUCGACCGUCGUUUUUGUCGCCGGACGCGUGUAAAUGUGAGGGGGGAAAGAGUAAAUAAAUCAAAAAAUAGAAAGCGCUCCGUUUAUUCAGGCGAUACCUAUCAGAUUGCUUGCCCGGGCGUUCAUUUUUUUAUUUUAUUUUGUUUUUCUGUCCGCGAUUUACGGUAAAUAACUUGCGCGCCCGUUCACGAAACCGGCGAUCGAAUAUUAUCAUUGCUGUCGUUAACCAACGACGACGACGAUGAACAAGUGGUGGUUAACCACCGGCACGGCUGUGUUGCUGCUGCUCGUCGCUUGCGCAGCGGACGCAAAAAAAAAGUGGAAAGCCGACGAAGAUUUUGCAUUCGAAGAGGAAAACUCAAAGCCUGCAAAUGAUAUCGGCAAGUUUGGAGAGAAAAAGAGAUGGAUUCAUGAUCCGAAUAGUGACCUUUGCACACCUCUGCGUUGCAAAAAAAAAGAACUCUGUCUUCUUGAAGAUGCAUAUACAGCAGUAUGUGUGAGCAAAAAAGAAAUUCACAAGAAUGGCGAUGUGAUCAUAAGCCGAGAGAAAUUUAUGGCUGAAGAAGCAGCUCGAAAGAAAGCUCUUGAAGAGGCUUUAGCUGAAGACGAGGAUGAUGAAGACGAUAGUGAUGAUAUCGAAGAAGAUGAGGAAGAUGACGAUGAUAUAUUUUAUGAUAGUGGCAUUAGCAGUUCGUUGUCUACAAACAAUAGAUGCAACCCAUGUCCUGUAAUGAAGCCUACAUUCCUAUGUGGUUCUGAUAAUCGCACAUAUAGUUCACUAUGUCGUCUAGAUUAUCAUAAUUGUCUUCAUACUACAAACAUUAAAGUAAACUGCAAGGGAUUUUGUCCGUGCAAAGAACAAGAAGAUGUUGAACGUAAAAAACAAAAACAAGCUGAACGUAUGACAAACUUUAUGAACAAAUACAAAGCUACACUGGAAAGUGAGAAAUUGAAACAGAGUACUGUUGCUCCAGUAUCCAAGUAUGAAGAAAAGUAUAUUUUUGCACCAGAAGAUUUCAAGUAUGAAAACAAACAUUAUAAAUACAUCAAAUAUAUAAAAAACAACAAUCAAAUAUCCAAGAACUCUAAUUUUGAACCAAUAAAAGACAAACGCCAUGAAAAAAUGGAUAAUGAAAUUAUUGCAACAAACCAAAUAUCUCAUCCUUCUUGGAACAAAGACUGCCCACCUUCUGCAUUGCAAUCCAUGGGUGACCGAUUAUUGGAUUGGUUUUCAGUGAUCAUGGCUGAUGCUAAACGCAGACGUACAAAGAAUAAGGGAAAAGCGGUAAAAUUUAUUAAUGGAUGCAAGUGGGAAGUUCGUUGGAUGUACCAACAUCUGGAUUUGGAUUCAGAUGGAAAAUUGUCAUUACAAGAACUCUACGACUUAGAACAUGAUAAAAAUGAAAUGUGCAUUAAACCUUUCUUAGAUACUUGUGAUACUGAUGGUGACAUUUUUGUGAGCCCUUAUGAAUGGUGUCGAUGUUUUGACAAAACUGAUCGCCCAUGCACAGCUAUUAAACGAAGAAUAUCACCAAAUGCUCUAGGUGUUUAUGUCCCAGCUUGUGAUGCAGAAGGAUACUAUGAACAUACUCAAUGUCAUUCUUCAGUAGGUAUGUGCUGGUGUGUAGAUAAACAUGGUGUAGAAGUGCCUAACUCGCGUGUUCGAGGAAAACCAAAUUGCUCAGCCUUAUGGUAUGGAAAAGAAGAUAACCAAAAAGAUAAAUCAGUGGAUAAUGGUAUAUUAGACAGUGAUACUGAUAUGGAUGACGAAGAUGGAGACUCAGAAGUAGAAGGCAGCGCAGAUCAGUCUUUGGAAUUUUAAAAAACAAUUCUAUCAUCAAUCACUCUGAACAACUACUGAACAGUUAUAAUAAAUAAUAUUUUCCAACAAGUAAAGAGUGAACAAAAUUUGUCUAAGUUCAUAAUUAUCAUAACCCUCAACUACAAUGCAGUUUUUAGAUUCAGUGCUUUUUUUUUUUUUGAACAAUUUUUAUUAGUAUUAUAAAUUAGGUAUUAUGCUGUGUAUGUGUUCUAAAAUUAACAAAAACAUUUUUUUCUCAAUAGGAUUAACAAUGUUUAUACUCCAGAGUAAUUUGCGUAUUAUAUGUAUUAAUUAUUAUUAUUAACUAACUACUAUAGUAAAUGUACGGUUGUGUGUACUCCCAUUUUAUUUAAUGAAUGUAUUAAAAGUAAAAAUUAUUAGAUAGAUAACAGAUUAUUAAAUUGUAUUCCUCUUCCCCCUUCUACCUUGUGCCAUUUUUUUUUCACCAAACCCUUUCCUCUAACAUGUUAUAUACUUACUUUCAGUAGGUCAUUAUAUUAAUUUUAUAUUCGUUUUUUUUAUACAUUAUAUUUAUGAUUUAUGUUUUAAUUGUAUGAUUUAUAAAAAGUAUAGUGUAUUGCACUUUAAUUUUACAAUUUUUCUUAAUAUGUUUUAUAAACAGCAUAAUAUGAAAAUACUCCUGUAAUUAAAUUUAAGGUCACAUAAUUAAUUGUAUAUUAGGAGAUUUUUUUUCAUAGACUACAUAAUAUUAUUUAAUAGCUAUGGACGAGCAAUAGAUUACAUGGGUAAUAUGAUAUUCUUCAUUGUUUCACUUGUUGACUAAAUUGCUAUCAAUUAGUUUAAAUAACCUCUUAAAUUGUAAUCGUCCAAUUAUACAUAGUUUACUUAACUAAACAAAAUAUCAAUGUAGUUGUAAACACUUAAUUUUGAUAUUAUUAUUUUUGUCCAUUUAUAAUUAAUAAGGUUAUCUAUUAUUAAAAACUACAAAAUAUUGUACGAUUAUUCACAUUCGCAGAUUUGCCGUCCAUGAUUUUAAUUUGUAUUAUUUGUAUUAUUAUUUAUUAUUAUUAUUAUUAUUAUUUUUUUUUUUUUUGUUACCAAUAAUAUAUGAUCCAUAUUUCUAUCAUUAUGUUCUUACUAAUCUGAUUAACACAAAACUUAUCAAAUAAGAUUUUCAUAGAAUAUUUAAAAAUAAAUUAUUUGUACCAAAUUUAUUAAUCAUUAUAAUGUUGAAAUUUUUUAUUUCUCAAAAGUAUAAGUAGGCCCAUUUCUGCCAUUAUAGAUGACUUGUUGUUGUAUAGAUGUUUAGAGUUGUGUUUAUUAUUGACUUUGUCAUUUUCUCGCGUCAGUGGGUUUUAAUUUAAUUAUUAUCAUUAUGAUUAUUAUAUUAUUAUAAUUAUUAUUAUUAUUAUUAUGUUUAUUAGGUAAUAUUAUUUAUUGUAACUUAAAAUUAUAAUAUAUGAAUCGGUAUAAGUUGAAAUAA
Molecule: messenger RNA, 3470 nt
Organism: Rhopalosiphum padi (bird cherry-oat aphid)
Lineage: Eukaryota; Metazoa; Arthropoda; Insecta; Hemiptera; Aphididae
Gene: Cow
Product: proteoglycan Cow
Exons: 11
Coding region: 446-2026 (526 amino acids)
Biological process (GO): establishment of protein localization to extracellular region
Molecular function (GO): calcium ion binding; protein binding
Source: RefSeq, a predicted model, not a curated record